AUGCUUAGAUUCACCAACUCUGACCAAUUCCACUCCGGAACAGUUGGGUCAUGGGUUCGGGAAAAGGAUGCCCAACAGUUGAAGAAUUAUAUCCUAGGCCAAGAAGUGCAGCAAAAGAUAGGAAACGAUUGCGAGUUGCAGGCACAUCUUGUUAUCAUUGUUGGGUCGCGUCAUAUCUUGCUGUGGGAUAUGAAUCAGGCAGGAACCUUGGCUGAAGAGCCUCGGCUCAUUGGGGGUCUCGAGUUAAAUGGAAUUCUUAUUGCUCGGGACUUCCAUGCCAUGGCUGCCAACAAUUUUAGCCCCAAGGCUAAAAUUUAUUGGCAGCAAGCAAAAAGCAGAGAGUGA
Molecule: messenger RNA, 345 nt
Organism: Rhinocladiella mackenziei CBS 650.93
Lineage: Eukaryota; Fungi; Ascomycota; Eurotiomycetes; Chaetothyriales; Herpotrichiellaceae
Exons: 1
Coding region: 1-345 (114 amino acids)
Source: RefSeq, a predicted model, not a curated record